Molecule: messenger RNA, 933 nt
Organism: Leptosomus discolor (cuckoo roller)
Lineage: Eukaryota; Metazoa; Chordata; Aves; Leptosomiformes; Leptosomidae
Product: urotensin-2 receptor
Biological process (GO): regulation of blood pressure; blood vessel diameter maintenance; neuropeptide signaling pathway
Cellular component (GO): plasma membrane
Molecular function (GO): urotensin II receptor activity
Source: RefSeq, a predicted model, not a curated record
AUGUGCCACUCGGCGCGCUGCGCCGCCCCCAUGUACAGCUCCAUCGUCAGCCUGGCCCUGGCCGACCUGCUCUACCUCUCCACCAUCCCCUUCAUCGUCUGCACCUACCUGGCCCAGGACUGGUACUUUGGGGACCUGGGGUGCCGCAUCCUGCUCAGCCUGGACCUGCUCACCAUGCACGCCAGCAUCUUCACCCUCACCCUCAUGUGCACCGAGCGCUACCUGGCCGUCACGCGGCCCCUGGACACCCUGAAGCGGUCGCAAGGCUACCGGAAGGUCACGGCGGGGGCUGUCUGGUCGGUCUCGCUGCUCCUUACUCUGCCCAUGAUGCUGAUGGUCACCCUGACCGAGGGGGGCAAGGCAGAGGGCAAGGUGAAGAGGAUGUGUGCGCCCACCUGGAGCGAGGACGCCUACCGGACCUACCUGACGGUGCUCUUCAGCACCAGCAUCAUGGCCCCGGGAAUCAUCAUUGGCUUCCUCUACACGCGCCUGGCCAGGACCUACCUGGAGUCCCAGAGGAAUCCCCCCCACAAGGAGAAGAGCAAGAGGUCCCCCCGGCAGAAGGUCCUCAUCAUGAUUUUCAGCAUCGUGCUGGUCUUCUGGGCCUGCUUUCUGCCGUUUUGGAUCUGGCAGCUGGUGCGACUCUACAGCAACUCCCUGCAGCUCACCAACCAAACCCAAAAGUGCAUUAACUACCUGGUGACCUGCCUGACCUACAGCAACAGCUGCAUCAACCCCUUCCUUUACACCCUGCUCACCAAAAACUACCGGGAAUACCUGCGCAACAGGCACCGCAACUUCUACAGGUUCACCUCCUCCUUUCGCAAGAGGGGCUCCAACCUGCAGUGCUCCUGGGGACGGUCCAUGUCCUCCAGCAACCAGUAUGACUACAGCUCGGAAGCCCUGGGCAUGGCCACGCUGAAGGACAAGUGA